Messenger RNA from Tetrahymena thermophila SB210, 3702 nucleotides. RefSeq names its product kinase domain protein. The record is from RefSeq and is a predicted model, not a curated record. Gene Ontology annotation, cellular component: nucleus; cytoplasm. Gene Ontology annotation, molecular function: ATP binding; protein serine/threonine kinase activity. The transcript has 2 exons. NCBI's taxonomy places the organism in Eukaryota, Ciliophora, Oligohymenophorea, Hymenostomatida, Tetrahymenidae. Gene Ontology annotation, biological process: mitotic DNA damage checkpoint signaling; protein phosphorylation.
AUGAGUAAUAAAUUUGAAUAUCAUCUAUAAAAUCGAUUAAAUUUAGAUCCUCUUAGAGCAACAUGUCUGCGAUAUGCAAAGACUUUUUCUAAAGUGGAACAUUAAUUUUAAAAUAAAGUCUUCUUUUAGUUCGAUUCUGAGGGAGUUUUGUUAAAAGCUUUAGAUAGGAAUUCGCUUAAUAUCGCCUAAAAGUAGUUCAUGCAAUUGAGUAAAGUAAAUUAGAUAGAGAUAUUGACAUAUAAUGUAGACGAAGAAGAAUAUAAAUAAGUUAUCUAAAGAGAUAUUAAAAAUUCUAAUAAGUAUAGUAAAUGCUUCAUGUAGUUAAUCACAUAUGAGGCAUUCAAAAGUAUUGCAUAAUAAUUAAAAAAUUUUGGGUAUGAAGAACCGAUGAAGUUAUAUGAAAAAUAUAUGAAAUCUCAUCCAAAAUUUUCAUUUUUACUUUGUAAUGAAUAAUAAUUUACAAGUGUAAAGGCAGAUUUGCUCAAGCUUUUCAAGGGGAGAAGCCAUUCUUAAUCUGCAGCAAUGACAUAAAAUUAAUUUUCAUCAUCAAGCCAUUUAUCUACUUAAAGUCUAGGGGGCAAUUCUCAGUAAGCGAUAAACUAUGGGUCAAACAAAGAUUCUUUUAAUUAGUCAUAAAUUUAAUAAAAGAUUUUAUAAUGCGGAUUUAAUAGUAUAGCAAGCAAUGCCUAAAGCAGUGCAAUAUAAAAGUCAAAAAGCGAUAAUACAUAUUUAGCUGGCAGUAAAGGUGCUCUGUUGAAUUAGAAUAAGAAUAUGAAUGCGCAUUAGUAAUAAUAGAUUAAUUCUAGGCAAUAAGAUAAUAAGUAAUAAAAAAUCAAUAAGAUUAAUUUUAAUAGCUAAUAAAACCAAUAGGAUUAAUAUACUAAGGUAGAGUAUGUAAAAAAAGAAAAAAGUAACAAAUCACAAACAGACUUGUGUUAAAAUAAUAAUUAUAAAAUGAAUAAUAACAAAAAUAAAUUUGAUAGUAAUGAUUCAAUAAAUAACGAUAUUUAUACAUCAGAUGAAGAACGCAGUAAUAGCUGCAAUAGAUAGAACAAUAAAAAUAAUUAAAGAUUUAGAAAUAUGUAUUAAAAUAAUGAAAGAAAUAAUCGAGGAUAUCCUGUUUAGUCGCAGUCUCUCAAUCAUUAACAUAAUUAUAAUAAUUAAAAAUCAUAUUUCAUAAAAAGAGAUCUGCAAAGUUAUAGCAAGACAGGCACUGACACUACAACAACAGGAAGUCACCAUGAAUUAGAUGGAAAUGUAAAGAAGUAAUAGUAAAAUUAUUAUGAUUAUGAUGAUUAGGAUGAAUAUUAUGAAAAUAACUAUGACGAUUAGAAUGAAUUUAAUAAAAUAAAUGAUUCAACUGAUGUAUUAGAUACAAAUGCAGAAGAAAAUCAAGUUGAGUACCAUUUUUAGAAUGAAAUUUUUCAUAAAGUUUAUUAGAAAAGCAGGGGAAAUCACCAUAAAAAAAAUAUCUCAUCAAACUCAUCAGGAGUUUCUUCAAGGACUCCUUCACUUUCUAAUUCAGCUUAGAAUGAUUCACACAUCUCAGUUGAAUCUGAAGAUUCUAAUUAUUCAAUCAAGGAAUAUAUGUAUCCUGAAGAGGAGCAAGACUUACAAAAGUACUAAUUGAUGAAUCCUUAGGAGAAGACUUAAAAUUUUUAUAAUCUUUUUUAGUAAUAGAACAAAAUAUUGUAGGAAGAAGAUGAAAUUAAAAUUUAAAAUUAGAUUAAUUAGUACGAAAAAGUUAAUAGUGAGAGCACGGCCUGCUCCUCUUCAUCUUCAUCGUCUUCAUCUUCCUCUUCCCCAGCAACCUAAUCUCCUUAAUAACCAUAAUUAUAAUAAUAGUAAUCUUCCUCUCCUAAUACAAAUUAAAUAGUAAUAUUGGUUUCUAAAAAUUCGCCUCACUUAGAUGCAAAUUAAUCUAUGAAAUUUUAUAAAAAUAUGAACAAAAGCUCAAAAUAGUAAAUUAUAGAUUCAAAUAGUUGUAAUGAUUUUGAUGGAAGUAUAGCUAAGAUGCAAGAAAUAUAGGAAAUAAUUAGCAAAGGAAACUAAAUUAUUUUGCUUGAUCCUUUAGUAUAUUUGUGGCUUUUCAUUUCUGGAAGAAUAAAACCAGAAAAAGAAAUAAAAUUUAAAGUUUUUGAAGAGAAUAAAAAGAUCAUUGCCGUAGAAGGGAUAGAUCAAGAUUUAUUAAAGCAAGCAUGCUGCUUAUCAUACGAAAAUUUAUAAAGGAUAGCAACAAAUCAAAUAGAUUAACUUAAAUAAAAUGAAAGAUUUAUAGAAUUAAAAAAUAAAUUUGAAAUGCCUCAUUCUUCGGAAGGUAGCGAUACUGUAUAAAAUUUAUCUAAGUAAUCAAGCUAAGAAGAGGAGCAAGAUGAAGCUAAAAAAAUUCAUAAUAAAAUUAAGAGCAAAAGUAAAAGCUUAAUUAUGCCUGGAAAAAUUUUAGAGCUUAUUACAUUUGAGUAGUUCAAGGAGUAUUUUAAGAAAUUUAAAGUAAAACCCAUAAUAAAGAUGUGUACCGAAUAAUUUAAAUAAAUCAAUCCAAAAGACAAACAAAAAGGAUGCAUUUUGUUUUUAACUCCUUUCGCUCAGCAUCAGUCAAAGUAAACCAACGAAGAUAUUAUUAAAGAAAUUAGCUGCAAAAUAGAAUCAAUAUUUUGCCAGAUUGUUAAGUUACAGUUAUCUAAGCAGAUAGUAGAUUAGACAAAGCCAUACUACUAGUAUAGAUAAUUCGACAUAAAGGAUGUCAGAAAGGUAUCUUCUUUGAAUGACGCUGAAACAGCCUUCAUAUCAGAAUACAAAUAUCAGACUUAUUGCUUAAAGCAGUAUCUUAAAUUGAAUGAUAAAAAAUUAAAUAAAAUUAUUGCCAACUACCAUGAAUAGGCUGUAGCUGACAACCCAUAAUUUACUCAAACAUAUGCUAUAUCUGUAGUAGCAAAAGGCUCAGAUCAAAAGGAAAAAGAACUCUAUGUAUUAUCAGAGUUGAUGUACAUGAACUUAAAGAAUGCACUUGACGACAAAGUUUUUAAAAAUGAAAGUUAACAAGUUGAAGUUUGCAUUUAGUUAGUAAAUGCUCUCUUCAAUCUACAUUCAAAGAGCAUAGAUGAAUUCAAGUUAUUCCAUGGUAAUCUCAAACCAACAAAUGUGUUGUUUGACGAAAAUCUCUCUCUUUAUUUGUCUGAUGUUAACUUAGACCCUAUCGGUUGUCCUAACGUUUAAAAUUUUAAAUAAAGCUAAUCCUCUUCAACAUCUUUAACAUUCCCAAUCUAAAAUAUCUCUCAGAAUAUUAAUGAAAAAAUGAUGGGAUUACCUCAAAGCUCAUCAAGUAAUCUAAUUAGUAGCAUGAACAACAGUUUUAGCAGUGUUAACAAUACAACUAAUUAAAAUGGUGUCAACUAAAACUUUUACUGUGCUCCUGAAUUAUUCAAAAGUGACCAAAAAUUAAAUAAACCAUCUACUUAUUCUGAUAUAUGGAGUUUAGGCCUUUUGCUUUAUGAGAUCCUUCAAGGAGCAUCUCUGAAAAUUGACAAUAAGAAAAAAAUAAAAAAGUUGUAGUAUGAACACUUUUCAAAGAACUUUGUAGGAAUGAAGAACAUAAUCCAAAAAUGCCUUUCUAAAGAACCUCAGUAGCGCCCUUCUUGCGAAGAAAUUCUCAGUGAGUUGUUAGAUAUACAAAAAUCACUCAAUAACUAAAAAGAAAAGUGA